Molecule: messenger RNA, 1107 nt
Organism: Heterostelium album PN500
Lineage: Eukaryota; Evosea; Eumycetozoa; Acytosteliales; Acytosteliaceae
Exons: 3
Coding region: 1-1107 (368 amino acids)
Source: RefSeq, a predicted model, not a curated record
AUGGGAGUUGCCACUUCAAAAGAAAACAAUAAAUAUCUACGUAAUUUAAUUAAGAUUUCGGAUUUGCCAGAGAUGGAACAGAGACAAUUUGAAAAGAAACAGACAAAGACUAAAAAGACAAAGUCUAGAGCUCGUUCACUGUCACUGGCACUGCCAUCAACUUUCAGACCAUACGGCAGCAGAGCCUCUACCAUUAUCAAAUCCGAUUCAUUACGCAUGGAAAGCGAUUUACUACCACUAUAUCCAGCACAGCAACAACAACAAAAACCAAAAGAUAGAGAUAGAUUCAAUUACAUUUCCACUCAAUAUAUAGUGGAUCAAUCGCAAUCUACAACACUCAAUUUCAUUUUACCAGACAUUGUCAUUAAAAAUAUAAUUAGCUAUGCAGUAGGAAAUACUUUUCCUUCGAAAAACUUUAACUCUGUUUCACUGGUGUGUCGCGCUUGGUGGCGAAUGUCGUUCCAAUCGGUCACCAGCAUCUACUAUCACUUUCCCUAUAUCUACGAGAAAGAGAGUGACAUCCGACGUUGCAAGUUGAUUGCCCGGUGGCUCUCCACAUCGAAUCACUACGACCAAACCAACCAGAUCGACUCUGUCUCUGUCGAGAGAAUGAAAGCAAUCUCCACACUGCUAGCGGAAAACACUGGCAUCCGCCGACUGGAUAUGUCGUACAACCUCGUUCCCAUACAGGCAAUCGGUCCACUGAUCUCUGUCUUUCACAACGGCCAGGGAGGAUUGCGCGAACUCGUCUGGCGCGAUGCCGCGCUGCAGGACACCCACCUCGAAUCGAUACUCCGUGCACUACAAAACUCUCAGGUAUUUCAUUUGAAUCUCUCUGGCAACGCGCUAGACAGCGACAACCCAGAGAUAUUCUCCAGUAUACUUGCCAACCUGAGUAAACCAUCGCGUUUAACAAGCAUCGAUCUCUCCCUCAACGAGUUUAGUUUCGAGGCGGUCCGCCAAAUCAUCGAGGCUUGUCGCAAGAACCACCGACUUAAACGACUCAAACUAGUCGGAAACAUUCUAUCGGACGAGCAAACUGCCGAACUCAAAUACGACAUUGAAAAGUUAAAGGUACAAAAGACAUUAAGAAGAGGACAAAAUUAA